Molecule: messenger RNA, 858 nt
Organism: Mus pahari (shrew mouse)
Lineage: Eukaryota; Metazoa; Chordata; Mammalia; Rodentia; Muridae
Gene: Eras
Product: ES cell expressed Ras
Exons: 2
Coding region: 88-771 (227 amino acids)
Biological process (GO): Ras protein signal transduction
Cellular component (GO): plasma membrane
Molecular function (GO): GDP binding; GTP binding; GTPase activity
Source: RefSeq, a predicted model, not a curated record
UCAGAUCCGCCUGCUGCCCCUCAGCAGACUGCUACUCCUAGGGACACAGCACCUGCUCUUUACACCUCUUCCUGGAGCUGCUGGGGAAUGGCGUUGUCCACAAAGUCUAGCAUCUUGGACCUGAGCUCUGGCACCCCAUGCACCAGAUCCCCAGAGGAAAGUCACGAGGCUUGGGCACAGUGCAAAGAUGCUGGCAGGCAGCUACCCGAGUACAAGGCAGUGGUGGUGGGUGCAAGUGGUGUUGGUAAAAGUGCUCUCACCAUCCAGAUGACUCACCACUGCUUCGUGAAAGACCAUGACCCCACUAUCCAGGAUUCCUACUGGAAGGAAGUGGCCAGGGACAGUGGAGGCUACAUUCUAAAUGUGCUGGAUACAUCUGGGCAGGAUAUUCACCGGGCUCUGCGUGACCAGUGCUUGGCAGCUGGUGAUGGUGUGCUGGGCGUCUUUGCUCUUGACGACCCCUCGUCUCUGGACCAGUUGCAGCAGAUAUGGUCUACCUGGACCCCUCACCACAAGCAGCCUCUGGUACUAGUGGGCAAUAAGUGUGACCUGGUGACUGCUGCUGGAGAUGCUCAUGCUGCCGCAGCCCUCCUUGCUCACAAGUUGGAAGCCCCCUUAGUGAAGACCUCAGCCAAGACUCGCCAAGGUGUGGAGGAAGCCUUUGCCCUGCUUGUCCAUGAGAUUCAGAGGGCCCAGGAGGCUGUGGCUGAAUCAAGCAAGAAUACCCGACACCAGAAAGCUGUGUGUAGCUGUGGCUGCUCUGUAGCCUGAAGAUCUUUGUCAAACAAAUUGACCCUUGUCUCAUGUCAAGGUGAAAAUUCUCUUGUAAUAAGAUUCCCCUCUCCGACCAAGUUACCA